This is a messenger RNA of Stegastes partitus (bicolor damselfish), 2162 nucleotides long. Its product is annotated as ankyrin repeat and SOCS box protein 2-like. NCBI's taxonomy places the organism in Eukaryota, Metazoa, Chordata, Actinopteri, Pomacentridae. The record is from RefSeq and is a predicted model, not a curated record. Gene Ontology annotation, molecular function: protein binding. Bases 114 to 1868 code for a protein of 584 amino acids. Gene Ontology annotation, biological process: intracellular signal transduction. The transcript is spliced from 9 exons.
UUAGCGUUGUGUUCAGUGACUUCUGUGAGCGAGGAUCAGGAACGCUGCUCUGUGAAGACAACCUCACAUUCCUGGAUGUCCCCGUCCUCAGAGCGGACUACAAAUCUGCCGUAAUGAUCGCAGUCAGCAGAUCCAGGUCUCUUUAUCAGAGACUAAACAAUGAUAUCAAAAGCAGGCUGGCGGCUUGCUCCCUGACUCUUCACACUUCGCCCAGCGCCACAACAAACUCGCUCAGGGAUGUUGACCCGGUGGUCUUUGCCGUCAGGAGAGGGGAUGUGGAGGCUGUUAAUGAUCUGGUGACAUCCUCUUCUCACAGCCUGCUGAAGGAGAACAAAGACGGGUGGAUACCCUUGCAUGAUGCCGCCUACUGUGGACAGACCGAGUGCCUGAAGACCCUAUUGAAGGCCCAUCCAGGCUCAGUAGACAAACGUACAUUGCAGGAGCAGACGGCGUUGCUGCUUGCUGUGUCUUGUGAACACUUGGCAUGCGUGCGGUGCCUUCUGGAGGCAGGAGCUGACCCUGACAUCAGCAGCAAUAACAAAGAAACUCCUUUGUACAAAGCAUGUGAGCUGCAGAAUGUGGACAUGGUGAGCCUCAUUCUCUCAUGCGGGGCCACCGUGAACCAGCGGUGUGGCCAGGGGUGGACGGCCCUGCACGAGGCCGUGUCCAGAAACAACACGGAGAUCUGUGAGAUACUAAUAAGAGCCGGGGCCACCAUCAAUCCACCGAAUACCUACAGCAUCACACCUCUCAUUGUAGCAGCUCAGCGAGGACAGAUGAGGGCACUGUGUUACCUUAUUGGGAAAGGUGCAGAUGUGAACAUGCAGACAUGUGAUGGAGUCACCGCGCUGCAUGCGGCCAGCAAAAAUGGCCACAGGGAAAUCGUGGCUUUACUGUUGAGUAAAAAUGCAGAUGCCAACAAACCCACUACCUCAGGACUGCUGCCUCUGCAUGUUGCUGCCCAGUACGGACACCAUGAGAUUGUGUCCCUGCUUGUCUCCGUGACGAGUCGAGCCAGGCUCCGGCACAGUUGGAUCAGCCCCCUCCACCUGGCAGCAGAGCACAACAGACACACUGUGGCAGCUGUGCUGCUGAAGACAGGUGCAGAUGUAAACGCCACACUGGCCCACAGUCACUCCAUCCAGUAUGCUGAUCGACGGGCCACAGCCCUCUACUUUGCUAUUGCCAACGGCAGCACCAAGACAGCAGAGGUCCUCCUGAACGCCGGUGCCAGCCUGAGCCUGGAUCCAGUCAGCCCUCUGCUCAUGGCUGUACGUCAGGGCUGCGUCAGCACCGUGUCUCUGCUGCUGGACAGAGGGGCCGACGUGAAUGCCACAAUCCCAUCUUAUGCUACUACAUUCCCAGCUCUCGUCGCUCUUUGUAUGAACAAUCUGCCUCUGCUCAAGUGCCUGCUGGACAACGGCUGCGAUGCCCUCUCCUGUUUUGCCUGUGCUUACGGCAGUGGCCCUCACCCAGCUGCAGGAGAAUCCAGUAUAAGGACUGCUGGCAGCAAUGGCUUUGUUUUGCAGAAUGACAGCAUGCUUCCUUUAAACUGCACCGAGCCACCAGAAAGGGCAACGCAGUUCUGCGAGUGGAUCUCGACACCUGUCAUGUGUAAAUGGGCAGGGCCAAUUAUAGACUUGCUGCUGGAGCAUGUCGGUCAUGUUCAGCUGUGCAACAAGCUCAUCGAACUGCUGGACAGCCGAGAAGAAUGGAGCACUGUUAAGAUGAAGUCACUGUCACCGCGUCCACUGCUGCACCUGUGUAGAUUAAGGAUUCGGAGCCAGAUGGGGAGACACAGACUGAGAUCUAUCACAUGCUUACCUCUGCCAAACAGACUGAUCAGAUACCUGACGCUGGCUGAGUGACUUUAAGAUGAACCUCAAGCAAUAUAGUCCUCAGAGAUAUGACUAUAUUUAUCUUUUUUGUGGGUCUUUUUAUAGCUGUAUCUGAUAUCUGUAAAUGGUCCUCUCAAAGAAAUUCUCUAUGUAUAAAUAUCUAUUUAUAAUAUAUGUGAUGUGACAAUAAGGCUCUUUAAUCUGUCCUCCUUUUUUUCCCCCCCACAGAAACCUUCAGUGAAAGGUAAAAAUGAUCUAGUGCCCAAAGGAGUUCUUGAGGGAAGUAGAAUCAUUUAUUUAAAAAUAAAAAGCCAUUGUUCCAAA